This is a messenger RNA of Perca fluviatilis (European perch), 2425 nucleotides long. Its product is annotated as beta-1,3-galactosyltransferase 1-like. The record is from RefSeq and is a predicted model, not a curated record. Gene Ontology annotation, molecular function: N-acetyl-beta-D-glucosaminide beta-(1,3)-galactosyltransferase activity. Gene Ontology annotation, cellular component: membrane. NCBI's taxonomy places the organism in Eukaryota, Metazoa, Chordata, Actinopteri, Perciformes, Percidae. The transcript has 3 exons. Bases 425 to 1411 code for a protein of 328 amino acids.
GAGCAGAGCAGAGCAGAGCAGAGGAGGAAUCCGCGCGGUGUGGAGCGGACGCUGCUCGGCUACUAGGACGAGUUGUAUCGACGGGACACGGAGAACAACACAGAGCUGGUAUGAAGAGACGGAGCCCAUAUUGCCUUGGACGAGAGCCAGCUGUGUCAGAUGCUGUCACUGAGGGCUAAAAGCAUUUGUGCGAGCUGCGAUGGGACACGGUGAGGCCACGCACGUGAUGAGAAAUCUCCACAGUGCUUCUUUUUAAAUCACAGUGCCAACACUAGACCAUAGAGAAGUCCAUUAUCUCAGAUUAAUGUCAGCUGUGUUGCGGAGGCAGCCUUCACGCUGCACCACCAGAUUUGAAACGACCCAUGGAGGCGUGGCCUCGACAUUCCCAACGCUGCUGCCACUAACACCAGCCGAGUGAACAGCGAUGCCGUCUAAGGUCUCCUGCUUAUACUUGCUGACAGUGGUUUGCUGGGCCAGCGCUCUGUGGUACCUGAGUGUGUCCCGCCCCUCCACAUCCUACGUGGGCCAGCUGACCAUCCCCAUACGCAAAGCGCCCAAGGCAAACAAGAACGGCACCUUCAGCAACAUCCGCACGCGCUCGCUCAACCCGCACGACUUUGACUACCUCAUUAACGAGGCCAAGAAGUGCGAGGCAGAGCCACCCUUCCUCGUCAUCCUGAUCAGCACCACCCACAAGGAAUUCGACGCCCGCCAGGCCAUCAGGGAGACAUGGGGUGAUGAGAGCACGUUUCCCGAUGUGCGCGUGGUCACGCUCUUUCUGUUGGGUCGCAGCACCGAUGUCGUCCUCAACCAGAUGGUCGAGCAGGAGAGUCAGAUCUUUCAUGAUGUUGUGGUGGAGGAUUUUAUCGACUCUUACCACAACCUGACGCUCAAGACGCUGAUGGGCAUGCGCUGGGUGGCCACGUUUUGCUCCAAGGCUCAAUAUGUCCUCAAGACAGACAGUGACAUCUUUGUCAACAUGGAGAACCUCAUCUACAACCUCCUGAAGCCCACCACCAAGCCCAGGCGGAGGUACUUCACCGGCUACGUCAUCAAUGGAGGGCCGAUCAGAGACAUGCGCAGCAAGUGGUACAUGCCCAGGGAUCUGUACCCUGACAGCAAGUACCCGCCUUUCUGCUCCGGCACCGGCUACAUCUUCUCGGCGGACGUGGCCGAGCUCAUAUACACAACGUCUUUACACACCAGGCUGCUGCACCUGGAGGACGUGUACGUGGGCGUGUGCCUCCGUAAGCUGGGCAUCCACCCCUUCCAGAACAGCGGCUUCAACCACUGGAAGAUGGCCUACAGCCUUUGCCGCUACCGCCGGGUGGUCACUGUGCACCAGAUCUCCCCCGAGGAGAUGCACCGCAUCUGGAACGACAUGACCAGCAAGAAACACCUUAAAUGUUAGCAGGACUGUUAGCACGAGCGCCUCUGGGAGAGUCGGGAAGGAAUCGAAUGUCCUCUUAUCACCUGUUUUCAGCAUCGGCAAAUACUGUACACUGAGCUGAAGGAGCAGUAUUGACGAAGCAUCCGGGAAUUUGCCAGGAGUUUUUAUAGUGCCAAGGCAAACUCCUCUGUACUCUAUGUCCUUUCUCACUUCAAGGUGUUUAUGAGAGCUCAGACUCCCAAAAACAGGCACAAAGUUGGAAACGUGUUUUCCAAAACUCUGCAAACUGUUCAGGUGGUUGGUUGUCUUUGCCAGCAGCACUAUGAUUUUAAUAGGAAAAUACAAGACAGGGAGCUUAGAGGCUUGUGUUCAACUACUCAUUCAUACAAGACACAAACUGUCCCCCAAUUACUAAACUGCAGAUUACAUAAAUGCCAACACACGUCUUUGAACCCAGACAUUCGCCUCAUGGGUUGAUUAGAAGCUCUAAUUAUGAAUGUUCCUCAUGUUUUUUAAGUUGUUGUACUUUCUGAACACGUUGUUAAUAUUGGAUGUACUGUCUGGCGCUGCAGCAGCUGUUGUCAUCGUGAGGACCAUGGUGUGUUUACAGUGUAAUGACUCAUUUAAAUAGACUGAAACAUGUGUAUCAUGUUGCUCUUAUACUAUUAGAGAGCAGUGGAAUGAGGAGCGUUAAUGACCGGACCUUUUUGCCUCUGUAAUAUUCUAUUCAGAAUCAGACAUAUUUUCUUACAACAGAUCCACAGAUCUUUGUACCGUGCAAUGAAAAAGUAUCCGGACAGCGUGAAGAUAUCAGCUGCUUGCAUUCCCACGUGAAUGUUACUUCUGUUAACGUGUAAUGUGCAGUUAUUUGUCCCAGGCAGUGCUGUGAGCAGGUUGCAGACUAUUCUGUUUUCUAUUACUUGAACAUGAAGGAGAACAAAUGUACUGUAAGAGCAGUAAAGAUGAAUAUAACACUUGAGUGUUUUCUUCUUUUCAAUUACUUGAGAUUAAAUAAAGCGCUUUUCUAAGACUUGA